GGCUCAGCGUGGCGCAUGACCAUGACGACAACCGUCACGGCAAUGCCACCGGCUCCAGAGUGCUUGACUGAGCCUUCGAGGAGGACAGAGGAGGACCGCGAACUGGGGGAUGGGCUUGAGCGCCAGGCGCCUUCCACGCCAGGCUCCUCCGGAACAGAAGACGUGUCCGAGGACGUGAAGUUGCCUUCCGUCGGCUCCGCGCGGCACGGUGGCAGCUGCUUGCCCUGCGCCUGGUUCUGGAAGCCUCAGGGUUGCCUCAACGGUGAUGCCUGCUUGCGGUGUCACUUGUGCCCGGCGGGUGAGUUGAAGCGUCGCAAGGGUGAACAGAAGGCGAAGCGCGCCUUAGCGAAGGAGGCGGAGGUUAAGGUCUCCGUGGAACCCGAGUUGCCUUCGGUGGGUUCCAAGCUCCAUGCCGCAGGUCAAUGCAAGCCUUGCGCUUGGUUUUGGAAGGCUGAUGGCUGCAGAAAUGGCGCCAGCUGCGGGCAUUGCCACAUGUGUCCAGCAGGAGAAGCCAAAGCCAGGAAGCAGGCCAAGGUGGCGGCCAUCCGUGCCAAAGGAAGCGUCACCGGCGGCACAGGUGAGACGGAGGCUGAGCCAGUGAUGCAGCCGGUCCAGGUGAUGCCAGCCCCAGUGGUGUACCAGGCCAUGGUUCCUCAGUACCCCACUCUUUUGACUCCUUGGCGCCAGGCUGGCGCUUGCCCAGGCUGUGUUUGCUGCACCAACUGCGUACCCCACACCGUCCCACGCGCCCCGUGCGUCGCCUACUUCCAAGUCCCGCCCACAGCUCCAGUGACCAGCAACUGCGAGGCAGGCGACAGGCGCACCUUGCAGGAGCUUCAAAGCCCUGUGUGGGCAGUGACACCAGUGACUUCCCUGCCCAAGGUGGCUCCUUCCUUACCCUCCAAGGGGAGCGCCUUGCAUGCAGAUGGGCGUUGCUCCCCAUGCGCCUGGUUCUGGAAGCCCCAGGGAUGUCACCACGGCGAGGAGUGCGGACGCUGUCACUUGUGUCCAGCCUCUGAGAUCAAGGUCCGGCGAAAGGCCAAAGCAAUGGCGAAAGAUGCGAUGAGGGCAGAGCAAUCGACCGCCGAAACACUAAUCCUCGACUGAGCCUGACAUGGGCGAACCCGCUGUGUCUGCUUUGCUAGUUUAGCCACUGGCCGGGGCCGCGACUGGUAUGGUUGUUCAAUG
This is a messenger RNA of Durusdinium trenchii, 1188 nucleotides long. The record is from the annotation of a GenBank genome assembly. Lineage: Eukaryota; Dinophyceae; Suessiales; Symbiodiniaceae.